AACUGACCACUUGUGGCGCUGAGUACAUACUAAUUCAUCAUCCAAUAGCUUUGCCUAAUUUGUGGGUUAGCAUACAAAACGAAGUCAGGAUCAGGAAAAGUAUUUCAUCAUCCACAGUAUCAAUGUGACCAUGUCUAAAUUAUUCAGCAUCAAACAUCUUGCCUUCCUGUUUCUCUGCCUUACUGCCAAAGUAAAAUUUAAGAUAAUACAUGCCUAUUUGCAAAUUGUAUGAUAUUUGUCGAUUUGUAUUAUGAACUUCGGUACUGACCAUAACUUUGUUAUUUCCUUUUCAUUUUAGGCACAUGGAGACAAGAAGGGUGGGACUCGAGAGAACGGAGUAAAAAUUGACAAGGGGAAUUAUUUGAAGGUUUCAUGGGAAGGUGGAGCAGAUUACUAUACUGCUGCAAAGUUGGAGGACAUCUUUAAGCAAUUCGGCAAGGUUGAAGACAUUGUGAUCAGGACCAAAAAAAUCAAGGAACAGGGGUUCAGCAAUUGUUGUCAUGGCUUCUAAAGAGGAAGCAGGUGGGGGGCAGCCUGUUCUACAAUACGUUGCUGCUGGCGUGAUUGAUUUUGUUGCUGUUCACUGUUUGUGGAAUGUAGAAGUAAAACAGGGUGACAACAAUCAGCCGAUGAGUGAAGUGUGCGAUUGGAACAUUUAUGGAACCAAACUCAAGUUUGAUGGAUGGUUUCUUAACACUGCCGAUCAGGAUGGUGACGGAGGUGAGGAUGGUGCCGGGGGUGAGGAUGGUGCCGGGGGUGAGGAUGGUGCCGGGGGUGAGGAUGGUGCCGGAGGUGAGGAUGGUGCCGGAGGUGAGGAUGAUGCUACAUUUGCAUUGGAGGAUAUCGGUCGUGAAAUUGUGUCAUGUUUACGUGUGGUGCAAUUGUUAGCCAUUCGUGCAAACUUCCGUAUCAGCCAUAUCAACGCAUUGGACUGGAACCAAUAUACAAACAUCUAUAGGGCACUUGAGGGGGAAGUACAAGAGGAAGGAAUGGAUUUGGUACUCACUGGACCAUAUAGGAUGCUAGAGGCUUACUCCACCUUGGGCUUGGAGGUUUUCACAGCCGACGAUGAUGAGGGGUCUUCUACCGGUCGUAUUUUCAAAAGGUGGGAUGUUGCUUGGCCUGAAGAGGUUGAGGAAUUCACACAAACCAUCUAUGGAGGCCUUGGCCGCAAGUUGGAGGUCACAUACUUGGUGAUUCCGGAAGCCAUUGAGACCCAUGUUGAGGUCGAGUUGAACCUCAAAGACCUCGGUUCGAAAAGCCGCGCUGUGUAUGGUAGCGUCAAGUCAAUUGCCAUUGACUAUGGGAGCAAAAGCGUCCAUCUCUUCGAGUUGUGA
This is a messenger RNA of Lolium rigidum, 1337 nucleotides long. RefSeq lists its product as uncharacterized. The record is from RefSeq and is a predicted model, not a curated record. Lineage: Eukaryota; Viridiplantae; Streptophyta; Magnoliopsida; Poales; Poaceae. The coding region runs from base 501 to 1337 and encodes 278 amino acids. The transcript is spliced from 4 exons.